UGAAGGGAACAUGGAUCACUUGUUUGUAAAACCUUGGUUUGACAAAAACAUUCCAAUGACACGCGGUAAAUGUUAUUGGUUAUUUAAUGAAUGGAAAAGAAAGAGUUUUGGGGUUGGGAGAGGAGAGAGAGUGGGAGUCAGAGAGCAAAGUAAAGCAGCCGAUUGGACUUUGAGUCCGUUUGUUCCUUGCAGAACAGAAGAAACACGUUCGUUUCGUUUCGUUCCCAUGGCGGUCUCCGUUUCCGCGUCCUCCGCGAUUGCUUCUUUGAACUCCGAACUCUCCACGCGCUUGCCACCCUCACUCGCCUCCGCAUCUUCUUCCGCCAAGCAAUCCUUUCUGCAAUUCCCGUCGUGCACGCGCCUUCUUCGGAUUAGCACUCCACGCGCUCCCGCUCCAUCGCGACCUCGAUUCCUUCCUCUGGUUCAAGCGAAGAAACAAACCUAUAACUCGUUUGACGAUUUGCUUGCCAAUUCUGAGAAACCUGUGUUGGUUGACUUCUAUGCAACCUGGUGUGGUCCUUGUCAAUUUAUGGUUCCCAUACUCAAUGAAGUAAGCACUCGGCUUAAGGAUAAGAUACAGGUGGUGAAGAUUGAUACUGAGAAGUAUCCUAGCAUUGCUGACAAAUACAGAAUUGAGGCGUUGCCGACUUUCAUCAUGUUUAAGGAUGGAGAACCUUAUGAUCGCUUUGAGGGAGCAUUGACUGCAGAUCAGCUCAUUGAACGCAUAGAAGCCGGCCUCAAGGUUAAGCAAUAACCCUACUAUAAUGAAGACACAAAGAAGCUUGUCUAUUGGAAUGUUCGAUCACAUACAUGAUAUGAUUGACUGGAAUCACUUGUUUCAACAUCAUUCAGACAUUUUUGAAGUGAUUAAUGUAUCUCAAAAUGCAAAGAUUCAGCCCUAAAAUAUUUAGUUUAAUUAGCAGUGGCAUUUUUUAAAAAAAGAAAUCACGACUAAACCUGGUUGAGUUUGUGAGUUCCUUGAACGAGCUAAUUCUUGUCUCUUCUUUAGACUCGGUCCUCUUUAUGAGGUUAAAAAACAGUGCAAGUAUUCAGAGAGAUUAAAGUUGGUUAUUGUUUGCUAUGCACUGGCUGAA
Molecule: messenger RNA, 1094 nt
Organism: Glycine soja
Lineage: Eukaryota; Viridiplantae; Streptophyta; Magnoliopsida; Fabales; Fabaceae
Product: thioredoxin Y1, chloroplastic-like
Exons: 6
Coding region: 11-754 (247 amino acids)
Cellular component (GO): cytoplasm
Molecular function (GO): protein-disulfide reductase activity; oxidoreductase activity, acting on a sulfur group of donors, disulfide as acceptor
Source: RefSeq, a predicted model, not a curated record